Diaporthe batatas is the source of this 3843-nucleotide messenger RNA. RefSeq lists its product as uncharacterized. NCBI's taxonomy places the organism in Eukaryota, Fungi, Ascomycota, Sordariomycetes, Diaporthales, Diaporthaceae. The coding region runs from base 694 to 3417 and encodes 907 amino acids. Gene Ontology annotation, biological process: mitotic spindle organization; microtubule polymerization; establishment or maintenance of microtubule cytoskeleton polarity. Gene Ontology annotation, cellular component: microtubule plus-end; spindle pole; centrosome. The record is from RefSeq and is a predicted model, not a curated record. The transcript has 4 exons. Gene Ontology annotation, molecular function: microtubule plus end polymerase activity; microtubule plus-end binding.
CACACAGAUCAAGAGAACCUCAUAUCAACCAACAAGUCACACCCACCGACUUUGCUGCCCAACACGCUCAGCUCAGAGAUCGUCCCACUUCUUGUCAGCUGUGCUCUCCCCCUGCUGCCCUACCGGCAAAAGCUACAACCCUGCCUGCCCUGAAAAAAACAUCUGAACAGCGGCUCGAUUGUUGCCCUGGCAGCCCCGGAAGCGUGGCACUUGCCGACGGCCACUCACAGCCGCAUCCUUCCUUUAUUAUGCCCCCCUGACCUGGGCGUGGCACCCCCCGGUCCUCUCUCCAUCAGAUCCAAGGCCAAGCAAGGGAAACGGCACCAUUGGACUUGCCCUGCUGCCCUGCCGUCCAAGCUUUUUGACGACAGUCACUCACUCGCGACAAAACAAACCCACGCCAGAGACGGCCAUACGCUGCCCACACAGAACACCCACGACAACUUCAUACCACUCCCGAGACACGAGAACAAAGCGCGCUCCCCUGCCUGCGCACGCGUCGUUCCACCAAGUCCACCUGCCUGAUCUUUCAAGCACCGAGGCGCUGCUUGCUGUUUGCGAUCGUCUGUCCGAGCUUUCACCGGCCUCCUUGAUCGCGACGGCCCCGAAUCCUACUUAGCAAAUACCCCUGGCUCGCCAACAUCUCUUAACCCGAAUCCUGGAAACACUCCAGUACAUCCGGUGUCACCCAUCAUGGCUGACGGAGAGGAGGAUUACAGCUCAUUGCCAAUUACAGAUCGCUGGGUCCAUAAGAUCUGGAAAGUCCGAAAAGGAGCAUACGAAGAAGCCCUCAAGCAGUUCGAGGUCAGCGCCGACGAAUACGAUGCCGCCUUCCAACCAUUCCUGCGGGACCCCUCCUUAUGGAAAGGCGCCGUGGCCGACAGCAACGUGGCAGCACAGCAAGAUGGCAUGGCAGCCUACUGUGCAUUCCUGAAGUUCGGUGGCAAGGAACAUGGCACGAGAUCAAGAGGCGUCACAGUCACACCCAUCUGCGAAAAGGGUCUCCCAUCCACACGAGCGGCAACAAAGGCGUCAUCCAUCGAGGCACUGCUCCUUCUUUGCGAGGUCGACGUGCCAAACCCCGUCAUCGAGGACGUCCUGCCCGUCCUGUCCGCCAAGCAACCGAAGACUGUUGCCGCCGCACUGAAUGCCUUGACCGCCAUCUUCCACAACUACGGCUGCAAGCUUGCCGACCCUAAGCCUGUCCUGAAAGUUUUACCAAAGGCUUUCGGUGCCGCAGACAAGAAUGUGCGAGCUGAAGCGACCAACUUGGCAGUGGAAUUCUACAGGUGGCUGCGAGAGGCUAUGAAGCCCAUGUUCUGGGGCGACCUGAAACCGACCCAGCAGACAGACUUGGAGGCACAGUUUGAAAAGAUCAAGGCCGAAGGGGCUCCGAAGCAGGAGCGGUUGUUACGGACCCAACAAGCUGCAAAAGAAAAGGCUCCGGCCGCCGGGGAAGCGGACGAAGGCGGCGAGGAAGACGAGGGCGAGGAACCCGAGGAGAUCGACGCUUUUGACCUAGCAGAGCCCCAGGACGUCCUCAAGGGCAUACCCGGAAACUUCUACGACUUGCUGGGCUCAUCGAAAUGGAAAGACCGCAAGGAGGCCGUCGAGGCGUUAUAUGCACUUGUAAACGUCCCAAGGAUCAAGGACGGAGAUUUCAACGAGGUCAACCGAUCACUGGCGAAAUGUAUGAAGGACGCAAACAUCGCUGUUGUCACACAGGCAGCGCAGUGUAUUGAGCUCCUAGCCAAGGGACUGCGGAAGGGCUACGGGAAGUACCGAUCCGUCGUCAUGCAGCCCAUCAUGGACCGCCUCAAGGAGAAGAAGCCCACCGUCCAGGAUGCCCUUGGUGCAGCACUAGACCAGGUCUUUAUGGCGACGAGCCUGACGGAAUGCUUUGAGGACAUUCUCGCCUACCUGGUCAACAAGAAUCCCCAGGUCAAGGAAGGCACCAUGAAAUUCCUCGUCCGAUGCCUGCGGACGACAAGAGACGUGCCAAACAAACAAGAAAUUGGCGCGAUGGUCGAGGCUGCAAAGAAGCUCCUGGCAGAAUCUAGCCCUGCACUCCGUGAUGGUGGCGCCGAGAUACUGGGCACCAUCAUGAAGAUCAUUGGCGAGCGGGCAAUGAACCCCCAUAUGGAGGGUCUCGAUGAAAUUCGGAAAACCAAAAUCAAGGAGUACUUUGAGACGGCAGAAGUGAAGGCAAAAGAGAAGCCAAAAGCGCCACCGCCAGCAGCUAAACCUCCACCAGGUCCUGCCAAGAAGGUUGUCAGGAAGGUCCCCGCCGGCGCAAAGAAAGCUGCACCUGCAGCGGCGCCGCCGCGAGCCGAGUCUCCGCCAAUGGCACCACCACCGACGGCGAAACCAGUGGGCAACAAGCUUGGUGUACCGAAACCCUCUGGCAUUGGAGGUCUGAAGGCACCUCAGAAGAGAACACUGGCAUCACCCCGAAAACCCAUGGCUGCGCCGCCCCCACCGCCAGAAGAGGACGAGUAUGAAGAGGAGCCAGCGCCAGUCGCCUCUCCUCCCCGGCAACGUCUUGGGCUGGGACGUGGCGGUCUUGCUGGCCGCUCUCUGGCCAAGCCAGCAGCACCGGCAGCCAUGGCCCCCGCCGCCGAACCUGCCCCGGCCGUCUCUGGUCUCACUGCAAUGGAACGUGCGGAAUUGGAAGAGCUUAGGGCCGCUAACGAGAGCCUGUUGCGCCAGGCUGACGAUGCCCGCCAUGAGCGGUCCAAGAUGAUGUCCGAGAUCCAAGAACUCAAGAAUCAAAAUGCCCAGCUCAUUGAAGACCACACUCGGGAUGUUCUGAGCAUCAAGGCAAAGGAGACGCAGCUCGUGCGCGCCCGUAGCGACGCGGAAGCGGCAGAGAGCACAAAUGAGCGUCUGCGAAGGGAACUCGACCGACUGAAGCGAGCUCUCAGUAAGUCUGAGCAGCUCGGUAUGCAGCGUGACGACAUGUUGAGUCCCACCCUCAGCAGUGCCAGCCCGGUACACGAAGAGAUGGGCGGCGGUUUCCGGGACAGGGAGGGCAGCUUUGGCGGUGGUUUGCAUAGGGCAGCAAGCACGGCGUCUAGGAAUCGCACCUCAUAUGCGAGCAACCUGUCUGAGGAGAAGGAGAACGGAUUUGGUCCUGACGCUCCUCCGCCGUACGCACGGCACAAGGCUCUGAGCCCCGAGCUGGGGAGAUACGGCAACGGCAACGGAGCCAGCUCAGCUAGCAGUGGACGAGCAUCUCCCGCUAGGAGCUACAGGAGAGACGUCUACUCGGGCGAGCAUUCUUCUGCUGCCGGUGGUGCCGCCGCUGGUAGCAACGGCAACGGCGCUGAAAGCUGGAAGAGGGCUGCCGAGGUGACCAGCCAAUUGAAGGCAAGGAUUGAACAGAUGAAGGCCAAGCAAGGGCUUGCCAAGCAGUAGGUUCUGCACAAAUUGAGCCCGAGCCGUCGUCAUCAUGGGAGCAUGCGUGUGAGACCUCAGUCGUGUGCGGGCAUCUACGGGCCACCAGGCGAUCCACGAUCAUUCUGGGAGCUGUGAAGGAUUUUUUGUUUAGAGGCUCGUUCGUUGUAAGCAGGAUUCUUCUCUCAAGGGGAGUGAGAUUUGUGGAAGGAGGUCUAGCAUUUACAAGGCGUCGUGCGUGCAGUCCUUUGCGGGGCUAGGGGAAAGGUACAGUCUGCAUUUGCACCACCCCCCGGCGUCUUUGUCUCACACCUAUGUCUGGGAUGGACUUUUGUUUGAUGCGUGCGCGUGGGAAUGGUUUUGGUAAAAACUUAGAUACCACUUGCGGUUCUCAAUUCCGCUCAUUGUACUUGACUUUUGCCAAUAUCGAUGGAUAAUCAUUUUCUA